This is a messenger RNA of Drosophila erecta, 3887 nucleotides long. RefSeq lists its product as uncharacterized. The transcript is spliced from 5 exons. The coding region runs from base 1878 to 2189 and encodes 103 amino acids. Lineage: Eukaryota; Metazoa; Arthropoda; Insecta; Diptera; Drosophilidae. The record is from RefSeq and is a predicted model, not a curated record.
AAAUCGGAUGAAAAACUCCAAAUGUUUACCAAAUGAGCGGCGACAAAUACGCGACCAAUUGACGAGAUCGUGUGUGUUUUUCCCAAUUAAACGGUGAGUGUGCGAUAGAGAUGGAGUUGUAAAGUAUGCAGUCAAAUCAAAGUGCGGCAAAAAAGUCUAAAGGUGAAAAAGUCAUUAAAAAAAGAAAGCAAAAUAGAAUUGCUCUGUGGAAUAUAAAAAUAUAUAUACAUACAUACAUAUAUAUGCAAGGAGACGACGCGCAGCGAAAAAGGAAUUUUUUGUGUACUACGGUGGCGCUUUGUUGUUGCUGUUGUUGUACGCGUCGUGCAUUUGCUUUUGUUUUGUGUUUUAUAUGUUAUUGCCUUUGCUUUUGCCUUUGCUCCACGGUGUUUUUGUGAUUGGAAAACUAAGAAAGGAAAGCAGGAAAACCAAGCAAAGAAAAUAAAAACCGAAAUUGAAUAAGAAAAUUGUCCAUUUUCGUUUUCCAUGCCAGAGAAAAGUGAAAAGAUUAAUUUACUAAGCAAAGCGGCAAAACUGUAUGUGUGUAUGUGUGUGUGUGUGGGCGGUUGAGUCUGCGUGUGCUUGUGUGUGUGGCUGUGUCUCUAGUUUUUACAAUUCCCACUGCACACGCUGUUUCGUGUUGGAUUAUUGGAUUAUACCGCCAAUAACGGCACACGCACAGCAACAACAACACCUAUAAAAACAACAAAAAGCGAUAAGGGAGAGCAGACGACGCUGGGAUUAAUCAUUAAUGUCCUGAGAGAUAAGGAACAGGACUUCAGAAGAACAAGAACAAGGAGAAGACAGGAAGAGGAUGCAGCAGACGGACAGAAGAAGGCGAGAAAAGAUACCAGUCCGUUCCACUUCUCCAGCUGGAGCCGAAACCCUUCGUCCUGUCAUGCGUCCCUUUCUACUAAUUGCUUUGUGUGCGGAGCUCCUGGCUCCGCCGUGCCCUCACUAAGCAGGAUCCUUCCACACCCAAGGCUCAAGAUACUUACCCGCGACGAAGAUACAUACCUGGCGAACUGCAGCUGUGCAGCCUGCAUUAUUUUCCCGGAGGACUGGAAGGAGGACUGGAAGAGGGAAACCCAACGCCAACGCGUCUCGUCGACUGUCAUGUGCGAGUUUUGUGGCCCCUAACUAAGGCGCCUUGCAUAAAUUUACGCCAGAGGAUAAGCCAAAAAAAGGGAGAUGUGAAGAAUACUGGCAGGGCAAACAUAAAGCAAUUUUAUGCGUUUUUAAAAUGCGGCAAUUGACUGAAACAACAAAAGCGAACUGAGACGAGUGGAAAAUUCAGGCAGGCCGCAUGUGAGCACGUUUUCCGCUUUUCCGAAGGGUAAAUCAAAUACGAGGCCCAGACCGCAUCGAAAGGAACAAGUACCCAAUACCCGCUGCCAUAUCUCGGUCGCUGAUAAGCAAUAUAACGCAAAUGCUUGAUGGUUUGUUGACGACCAACAAAAGUUCUUGAGCGUGUGUGUAAACAUUGGCCCGCCCGUCCUGGAAAUGCUGAAAAACAGAAAGCAGCAGGCAGCAGGCAGCAAGGACAUCGAAGGAGCCAGCGCUUAUAAAUGCGCUACAGUUACAAAUUGUAGCCACAGCUGUGCGUGUGUGUUCUGCUGCUGUGCGGCACAUGUGCGCUCUAAACCAUUUAUAAAUGUAACAAAAGCAACGCACACACGCCAACGCCAGCAACGCCAGAAAAGCGAAACGGGAAAAGUCUGGGAAAACAGUGAAAAGCUGAAAGCUCUUGGCACAAGUGCAAUGCAUAAAUAUAAACAAAGGGAUACGAACUGAAGACAGCGAAAACACGAUACAAGGUAGCAUCGUCCACAAUUAGCGCCAUCGUAGCCAGGGAGCCAAGAAACAACCAAUGGAACAUGUUGAUGCCGGUGCGGGAGUACAACAAGCACACAGCCAAAAUACCAAACUGCAAGAUGAGGCAGCGGCCAACGCUUAGGGCCACCUUCGCAUCCCUGCUGCUGCUCCUCCACGUGGCCCAGACGCUCGACCCGGCGGCUGCCAGUAGUUCGGCCGGAGGAAGUGGUGCCGCAGCGGCCGGAGCCGCAGGUCCUGCCGCGUCCGGUGGAGCGGGCGGCGGGAGUCUGAGCAGUGGACUCAGUGGACCCACUCUCAUUGCCAAUCUCACGGAACAAGGCAGUCCCGGUGUGUAUAACUCGACAAUGGGUUAAUGCUAACUAGCGCAUAUAUAGUAUAAGCAUGGCAUUUAGGUGGCACUUUGCUGACCUUUUUACCUUUUGGCCCUCCACCUAAACGACGUCGCCAUUUCGGUGUUUGCAAGAGGUUUAUGCGCGGUCCUUUCUAUGAAAAUCGCUUAGCAGAACAUCCAUUUCGAGCCAACUAAUAAAUGAAAUUGCAUUGCCCAGUUUAUGAUUUUAAACAAAUAUUACUAUGUUUCGAGACAAGCGAGACGCGAAAUGAAAACGAAUUCAUGAUAAUCUUACCAUGAACUUGGAAGGUAUGUCCGUUCCGAUGUUUGUGUAUUUCCUCGUGCGCAUUUCCGGUUUCUGCGGGGGUGGCAAACUAUUAGCCACUUGGCGCCCACUCCCCACCGCCACUGAAGCAAAACACUAAGCAUCAAUUAACCCAAUUUUCAGAAUCCAUUUUCACCUGCAGUUACGCUUUCAGCUCAUAGCUCCGCGUGUUUCACAGCUCCAUACUUCAUACACGAGUAUAUGCCUUGCUAUGUUUUCAGAAAGCGAGUUGCUCCUUUGCCCUUUUCUGCCAGCAAAUACCCAAGUGGCGGCGCUGAAACCACCGCCCAUGUCCCAAUCCCCAACCCACCUAAUCCUAUAGGUUUAAUGCCGGGCACUGUUGUCCAGACUUUUUCGUGUUCCGUGCCGUUUCUUCCUUUCCUUCACAGGCGGUGGCGCUGUUGUUGUAGUUUGGUUUGGAUUGGUCACUGGAUCUGGACUGGAAAUGGAAAUGGAAAUGGAGUGGAAGCUGAAAUCAUAAUUAAUCCAUUGAUUUUGAACUUUUUCAGCUUAAAUAAUUCGCACAAAUCAUUUCAGCAAUAAAUACGAGUUCUUUCGCAGCAUUUAACAAUGAAUAUUUCAGCAAACAAGAGUUUUUUCAGCCAAGGUUCCCUUAUUUGUUUUAAAUAACAUGGGAUCCAAUUACAAAUUGAUGAGCAGGUAAUGAACGCAGCAAGAAAAAAUUUAAUCAUUUUAAUUUGGAAGCGCCACUGUUGCAAGCUUUGAUUUGCAUGUAAAGUCAUAAAUAAUUCAUUUUAACACAUUCAACAUUUAUGAAUAUUUUUUCCUGUGCUCUUAUAUUCUAGCUGUCGCUAUUAAUCAAAUUACACGUUUACUACAUGCAUUUUUAAAUUGCUUAUUUAUGUCGCUACGUUUAUGCAGCCGCCUGGAAAUUUUGUGUGGCAGAGUGUCAUAAACUGCAGAAUACGGGUGGCUUGAUUGAUUCUCCCAGUCAAAAAUAGGCGAGGCCAAUAAAUCUGCAGGGAUCUAACUACACUUGGGAUACAUUCCGGAACUUCUGGAUCUCUGCUGCACAACUCCAGAUACGCGAAUAGAAAUUAUUUAUAAAAACGUAAAUCCUUAAAGUGCAGCAACAAAGCUGAAAGGUCAACUUCUUUAAAGUAAUUCUUAAAAUUUCUUUAAAUAGUUGCUUGCCGAAUAAAGUCUGCUUAUAUGUUUAGAAUUUUUGAUAAAAACUAUAUUAUUUGAAAAAUGAAAUGCCUGUACUCAAACAAUUAUAUAUUCAAUUGUCAACGAUAUUGGAGCAGAAAUUGUCGAAUUAAUGCCUGCAUAAAUUGUAAAAGUGACUACAGAAAAUGGUAGUAACUAAUUUUGCAACUGUGUUAACUAGCCUUAAGAUCUGGAAAUAAAAACUCAUUUAUUAAACACUGGAAA